UUCCUUUCCUUUCCUUUUAUCUUUAUUAUAUCCUCUUUACAAUAUUAAUAUGAAUAUUCAACAAAUAGAACAGCGAGAAAUGGUCAGAAGACAAGGCAAUAUAGCACAUUAUUACAAUUCAAAUCGAUUUAGAGUCUAUUGUUGUGGAUGUAUAAGAAGUGAAUCUAAUUUUGCACUUAUAUGUUUCUGUUGGGCGGGAAUUAGUUUUUAUUUCUCUGUUUCGUCUUUUAUGCAACAGAGUCCAUUUUAUUCUCAUAUAAAGGAUGUUCCAUUAAUCAUAUUUGGGGCUGUCAAUCUACUAUUUGGUAUUAUCACUCUUUUCAGUUUUCUAAUAUUUCUAUCUAGGAGGAGUAGAUUAAGAAUGUUACCAGGUCCAGGAUUUAUUAAAAUCUUAACUGCAUCCAAGACAACUGUAUUAGCUAUUACUGCUAAUGCACUUGGUGUGUUAGCGAUUACAUUAAUCAAUUUUGUCUAUUUUGUGACAGAUGAAGUAGCAUUCAAUAAGUGGUGUAUUCAAGAAUCAGUCAAUCAUUACAAUACCACUCUCCCAGAUUAUCAGAACGAUACUAUUCCAUCAAACACUUCUACUAGAAACCCAAUAAACUCUACUGUAGAUAUUUAUAACUGUAAAAGAUUAUACCAAAGUGAAAUUAAAUGGUCUUUAUUAGCUAUGAUCAUUAUGUUUAUUGUUUAUAUUCAUUGGAUAUUGAUUAUUGCUGCUAAACAAUCCUAUAACUUUUACCGUAGACCGCCCAUGUUAAAUAAUAUGAAUGAAUUUGGAAAUAUAGCUCCUUCUGCUUACAGAAAACAUAGACUCGAAAAUAAUAAUAAGAAUCCUUUACUUGCAUACAAGAAACCUUCCAAAAAGACAAAUUUGCUAAGGAGUCUUUUAGUUCAUAAACAAUAUGAUGAAUUUCAGUUUGGAAAUGAUGAAUUAAUGACAGCUAUUGUAGAUGAUAAUGAUAUACUUGUUGCUGAUAAUGAGAAAAGGCCUACGACAAAAUUUAUUCAAUUUACAGAUGAUAAAUCAAAGGACUUGAAGCCUCCAGGGAAAGUGCUUAUAUUAUAGCUAACAAUGAUAAUAAAUAUAUCUGUCAAAAAUUCAUAAUCCGAAA
This is a messenger RNA of Cokeromyces recurvatus, 1115 nucleotides long. RefSeq lists its product as uncharacterized. Lineage: Eukaryota; Fungi; Mucoromycota; Mucoromycetes; Mucorales; Mucoraceae. Bases 50 to 1069 code for a protein of 339 amino acids. The record is from RefSeq and is a predicted model, not a curated record. The transcript has 5 exons.